CUCUCUGCAGCCACCGCAGAACGCACACAUUUGCUCAAGUCUGAACUGGUCUGCCGUCUGUGGGAGAUUGCAGCUGCAUUGCUUCUCUUGGGUGCUCUUCAUCUUAGAUUGAACAAUUGAAAGCGGCAUGUUUUUCCCAUUGAAAAUCAUCCUGGUGCCCAUGUUACUGGAUUACUUCUUGGGCCCGAACAACUUGAUUGUUGCCACCCCUGAGCUAACAGUCCACGUGGGUGAUUCGGCCCUGAUGGGAUGUGUUUUCCAGAGCACAGAAGAGAAACACGUGACCAAGGUGGACUGGAUGUUUUCAUCAGAAGAGGAUACCAGGGAUGAAUAUGUGCUAUACUAUUAUGCCAACCUCAGCGUGCCUAUGGGGCGCUUCCUGAAUCGUGUGCACUUGGUGGGGGACAUCUCACGCAAUGAUGGUUCUCUCCUGCUCCAAGAUGUGAAAGAGGCUGACCAAGGAACCUAUAAGUGUGAAAUCCGCCUCAAAAUGGAGAGCUUGGUGUUCAAAAAAGAAGUGGUGCUGCAUGUAAUACCAGAGGAGCCCAAAGAGCUCAUGGUCCAUGUGGGCGAUUCAACUAAGAUGGCGUGUGUUUUCCAGAGCACAGAAGAGAAACGUAUGACCAAGUUAGACUGGGUGUUCUCAUCAGGAGAGCAUGCCACGAAGGAGAUUGUGUUGCAAUAUUACCCCAAACUCAAGGUACCUGUGGGGUUCCCUCAGAACUGGGGACGCUUCCAGAACCGUGUAAACCUGGCAGGGGACAUUUCCCGCAAUGAUGGCUCCAUCAUGCUCCAAGGAGUGAAGGAGUCUGAUGGAGGAAACUACACCUGCAGUAUCUACCUGGGGAACCUGGAGUUUAAGAAAACUAUUCUGCUGCAUGUGAUCCUGAAAGAGCCCAGAACAUUGGUGACCCCAGCAACCCUGACACCUGAUAUCCUGGGUAAUAAUCAUCUGGUGAUCAUUGUGGGCAUUGUCUGCACCACCAUCCUGCUGCUGGCUGCUCUGAUAUUGAUCAUGAAGAGGACCCACAGGAAUAAGAGUUCAGUGAAUUCUACAACCCUGGUGAAAAACCUGGAGAACACAAAGAAAGUGAACCCAGAGAAACACAUUUACUCCUCGAUAAGUACAAAGGAGGUGAUCCAGGAAGAGGAAUUGACUGGGAAAUCAGAGGCCACCUACAUGACCAUGAACCCAGUUUGGCCUUCUAUGAGGUCAACACAGAACAACCCACUUGAAAAAAAGUCAGCUGAGGAAAUGCUAAAAACAGAGCAAGCUUUUUGAGAAGAAAGGAGCUUAUCUAUCUUUCCAAGCACAGUGGAAGAGACUCUAUCUACUCUAUGUGUCCUGAGCUGCAGUACCAGUUAUUUCUAACCUCCUAACUCUCCCCCCUACAAUUGUCCUCCUGCCUUAUUCCUUGGCCAAAGGACUGAAGAUGGAGGAUUUGCAGGCUGGCAGAAAGACUGGACAGAUUUGGAGGAGCAAGGCCUAAUGAAGGGAGGGUGGAACGUGGGCUGGGAGGCUCUGGUGUGGGGCACUGGCAUGGAGGAACCUGACGGAGCUGCCGCACCGGCCUCAGGUGUGCUGUCGGAUGAGACCCUUCACUUGGACAGUGUUCUUUGUGGAUGAGCUAUUGGGAAGAAUGAAAGAGAUAUAAAAACCAACCCAAACGAUUCUUUUGAUAAAUUAUCCCUAAAUAAAUGUGAUUUGUGCAAACCA
Messenger RNA from Trichechus manatus latirostris (Florida manatee), 1717 nucleotides. It is a transcript of the gene JAML, whose product is annotated as junction adhesion molecule like. Gene Ontology annotation, biological process: heterophilic cell-cell adhesion; neutrophil extravasation; monocyte extravasation. The record is from RefSeq and is a predicted model, not a curated record. NCBI's taxonomy places the organism in Eukaryota, Metazoa, Chordata, Mammalia, Sirenia, Trichechidae. Gene Ontology annotation, molecular function: cell adhesion molecule binding. The transcript has 10 exons. Gene Ontology annotation, cellular component: plasma membrane. The coding region runs from base 128 to 1282 and encodes 384 amino acids.